Vanessa atalanta (red admiral) is the source of this 3099-nucleotide messenger RNA. Its product is annotated as cilia- and flagella-associated protein 251-like. Gene Ontology annotation, molecular function: protein binding. The coding region runs from base 1 to 3099 and encodes 1032 amino acids. The record is from RefSeq and is a predicted model, not a curated record. The transcript is spliced from 17 exons. NCBI's taxonomy places the organism in Eukaryota, Metazoa, Arthropoda, Insecta, Lepidoptera, Nymphalidae. Gene Ontology annotation, cellular component: motile cilium.
AUGGACAGUUCUAUCGAAAAAUAUCAUUCUGUGCCUAAUCUACAAAGAAAAAUGAGUAGUGAGCCGGACAUUCGACACCUAUACAGUCUCUCAUUGUCCCAGAUCAGAAAACGAGCUGAAUUCGGAGAAUACAAUUAUAAACCAUCGCCUUUUAAUAUACGCUGGAUUCAUGGGUACAAUCCAAAAGUAGGUGUGAUCAAUCUUAACGACAAAGGCUCUACUGUAGCGUUCUAUGCCGCGGGUAAUUGUGCGGUGCUGUACAACUGGACCACUAACAAUAUGAUGAUACUUCAAGGACAUAAACAUGUGGUUACGUGUAUAUCAUCAGACAGUGCUGGCAAAUGGCUGGUCACUGCUGAUUCAGGAUCUGAAAACGUCAUUAUAAUAUGGGAUAGCACUGACUAUUUCCCUCAGAAGACAAUCUUCAAUCCUCACAGAAACGUGAAGUUGGCAAAGGUUACCAUGAGUACCGACGCUAAGUAUCUAUUGACCCUUGGAUACCAUGAGAAAGCGACGAUUAGCUGGUGGAUUUGGUCUUUCGGGCACGAUGUUCCUCACGCUUCGUUAGAAGUUGGCAUUCCUCGCGGAGGUAUUAUUGAAAUGGAUUUCAAUCCACACCAAUCUGAACAAUUCCUAUUGAUGACGAAGAGUAACAUUUGGAUUGGUAUUUCCGCUAAAGUAUUCAUCAUUGAAAGAGGACUCUUAAAAGAAACAAAUGACUACGAAUUAAAAAUAAGGGUUGUAGAACAUAAACUCAACCCUGAAAAUGGCCGUCUGACGUGCUUCACUUUCGUCCAAGAGACUUCACAAGUUCUAGUCGCCACCAGUCGGGGAGCUGUCCUUGUGUACGGAUACAAUAUAGAAUAUAAAAAAAAGGAAAACAUGGACGCGACAAAUUAUGAAAGCUUAAAGUUUAUUAAAGUUCUAAAAGUAGAGCAGAGGAAAAUUCAUGUUAUCAAAAGUAUUGAUGGAAUUAUCGCUACUGGUAACAGUAUCGGCGAGAUUCAUUUCUACGAUUCGCAAAUGAAGCUGCUGUACUGGGUCCAUGGAUUUACCGUUGACUGCAUUAAAGGAAUCAGUUUCAAUAUAUCACCAAGAAGUUAUAAAAUUUUAGAUCCUAAAUGUAGAACGCUAUGUCCGUGUUGGGAGAAAGUUGUAACCGAAGUAGACGCAAGUACCGGACAGCUCCAGCAAAAACUCAUAAAGAAGGAUAUUCCUUCAGACGCUACUUCAGCUGGAAAACCAUUUCUCAUACGGGAUUUCAUCGUAUGCACGAGUAAUCAAGGCGUUGGCUUUGUUGAUUUCGUAACAGAGAAGUUAGUGACAAUCAUGGACAACAAACCAUCGCCUGCAACGUCCCUAGCAAUACACCCAGAGAAACCAUACGUUUGUAUCGGAUAUGCAGAUGGCUCUAUCGAGUUGUUUAACUACGUACAACACAAGCUUUUCGUGAGAAUCGAUUUACGAGAGCACUACAAAGUAGUGAUCCCACCCAAAGAAGACUCAAUAAAAGGAGACGUGGAGAUUAUGAAACCACAGAUCAGUGUCAAAUGCUUAAAAUAUUCACCUUCAGGUCUUCAUUUGGCAUGUGGCUUAGACACAGGCGAAUUAAUUUUUCUUCACCCCACAAUAAUGAAUAUCCUAACGCAGACACCACACAAGGAUACGACCCAUGCCAUAACGCACAUAGAAUUCAGCACUGAUUCUUUAUCACUGGCUAUUGCAGAUAAGGGCAGAACAGUUUGUGUAUACAAGUACAAUUGUACGGAAUUCGUCUGGAGUUUUGUCGGGAAACACAGGGCUCAUUACAAAGAUAUUACAGCGGUUAUAUUUCUACCCAAGAAGAAUGCUAAUGGGGAGUAUAAAUUACUGUCUCUCGGUAGUGACAGAAUUAUGGUAGAAUAUGACAUUGGGUCGAGUUCUGAUGGAUAUUUAGAAGUUCUGAGUUUGGAUAGAAUUGAUCAAAGUGCUGUGCCGCUAUAUGGAAUACCAUGGAAUAAUCCUCCUGAUAUUGAUCCCGAAACGCAACGCACUGAUUUACCAAUGAUUCUUAUUUGUAAUGAUGAAUUCAAAUACAAAAUUGUCAACUACGCAACAACAAUGACACUGUCAACAAUAUUAGGACCCAAAUACGAGCACCCUGUAUGCCGGAUGCAAUUGAUAACGAGUAAAAAAGACGACGUUGAGACUCAGUACCUGUUAUUUGCGACGAAAACCGUUAUAGGUUUGCGAAAGAUGCCGAUUGAUGGGAACCCGUGGAAACAUGUCGCUUUACUUGGGCAUCCAAUACAGGUAAUCGACUUGUGUUAUCGCGAAGACCACGGAAUCUUAUUCACAAUAGGGAGUAGAGACAGCUGUAUGUAUCAAUGGGCCGCUAACUACAGAUCAGUAGAGACAACUUCAAAACAAGGUGGUGGCGACUUAGACCCGUAUUAUUGUCUGAUAGAAAAUGGCCGUCCUGGCUGGUUGUUCCAUGAGAUCCGAGACCUAUUCUACUACAUCCAGAUCUUAUGUCAGGGUACCUUCUCCCCAGCAAUGAGACGCGUGAAGGAUUAUAUUCCGAUUGAAUCAUUGCCAGACCUUAUGCGUGCUUUGGGAUACUUCCCUUCAGACUAUGAGGUGGAAAACUUAAUAGUCGAAGCAAAAUACAAAGUUUAUAAUCGAAUACCCUCUACUGAGAUAGACUUUGAAGAGUUUGUGAAGCUGUAUCUGAAUCAUCGACCGGCUUUUGGCGAAAGCUUUAAGAAGAUCAGAAACGCUUUCCGUUACUUUGGUACAAUGGACGACACUAAUAUCUCUAUGAAUCGAGAAGACUUUAUUUCUAUGCUCAGUAACAAUGGUGAAUAUUUCUCACGAGAGCUUUCUUGGUACUUACUUUCGAUACUAAAUGGCCAGAGCUUCGAAGAUAGGAGUGAGAUGUCAGAAGGGGAUUUCUCAUUUUUACCUGAGGUAAUAACUUUAGAAGAACUGGCAACAAAUAUAAUUGGUAUACAUGACACCGAUAUGUGUUCAGAUGUUCAUUCGAUUAAAGACUCCUUUGGAUCUCAACAGACAAUAUCAUCUGAUUCCGAAGAAGCAGGGAAUACGAAUUUUGUGUAA